This is a messenger RNA of Macrosteles quadrilineatus (aster leafhopper), 3391 nucleotides long. It is a transcript of the gene pelo, whose product is annotated as protein pelota. The transcript is spliced from 9 exons. Gene Ontology annotation, cellular component: cytoplasm. Lineage: Eukaryota; Metazoa; Arthropoda; Insecta; Hemiptera; Cicadellidae. Gene Ontology annotation, biological process: nonfunctional rRNA decay; RNA surveillance; nuclear-transcribed mRNA catabolic process, non-stop decay. The record is from RefSeq and is a predicted model, not a curated record. The coding region runs from base 105 to 1262 and encodes 385 amino acids.
CCUACAAAACAAACGUGGAUUAAAGAUAAAAUGAUUGUCUUCCGAAUAAUCUCUACAAAUAUUUUUCAUUUACCGCUGAAAAGUUUUGGGUGCGCUUUAAUAAAAUGAAACUAGUUUACAAGAAUGUUGAUAAAGAUGGAGGCGGGUCAGUCACACUUAUGCCUGAGGAGCCCGAAGACAUGUGGCAUGCCUACAACCUCAUAUCAGAGGGGGACAGUGUGCGUGCCUCGACUAUCAGGAAAGUCCAAAAUGAAUCAGCCACAGGUUCCUCGACCAGCAACCGUGUGCGCACAACACUUACUAUUACAGUCGAGACAAUUGACUUUGACACUCAGGCAUGCAUGUUGCGGCUCAAAGGGCGAAACAUUGAGGAGAACCAGUACGUCAAGAUGGGCGCAUACCAUACCUUGGACCUAGAAGUCAACCGCAAAUUUGCACUCAGUAAACCAGAGUGGGAUUCCAUUGCACUUGAACGUAUCGACAUUGCUUGUGACCCAACUCAGAACGCUGACGUUGCGGCUGUGAUCAUGCAAGAAGGCCUGGCACAUAUCUGCCUCAUCACUGCGAGCAUGACACUUGUUAGAGCCAAGAUUGACCAUGUCAUCCCUCGUAAGCGCAAAGGCAACGUAAAGCAACAUGAGAAGGGGUUGCAGAAAUUCUUUGAGAACGUGAUGCAGGGAAUUCUACGGCACAUCAACUUUGACAUAGUCAAGUGUGUGCUGAUAGCCAGCCCAGGCUUUGUGCGAGACCAGUUCUACGAGUUUAUGAUACAAGAAGCAGUCAAAACAGAUAACAAACUGUUGCUGGACAACAAAUCCAAGUUUCUGCUGGUCCACUCUUCUUCUGGAUUCAAGCACUCGCUCAGAGAAGUUCUAAUGGACCCAGUAGUGGUAGCCAAGAUGGCCGACACCAAGGCCUUGGGUGAGGUGAAAGCUCUGGAUUACUUCUACACCAUGCUGCAAACUGAGCCUGCCAAGGCUUUCUACGGACUCAAGCAUGUCGAGGCAGCCAAUGAGAGCCAAGCUGUUGAAACUCUUCUCAUCUCUGACAAUCUGUUCAGAUCCCAAGACAUCCAGCAACGGAAACGUUACGUAAACCUAGUGGACAGUGUGAGAGAUAGUGGUGGAGAUGUGAAAAUCUUCUCCAGCAUGCAUGUAUCAGGCGAACAGCUGAUGCAGUUGACUGGAGUAGCUGCCAUUCUGCGAUUCCCACUGCCUGACCUAGAAGACGAAGAAGAAGGUGAAGAAUCUGACACUGAUUAAAAUAUUACCACAGUAAACACCCUAACAGACCACCUUGGAUUGGGGCAGUGGCUAAAUAGUCAUCUGACUGAUUCAACUAGUUUGCCUAUGAAACUCUUGAAAACAUUUCAGAUGCAUUGUAACACUCCUAUAAUGCAACAUUGAUUGGAAGCACAUGUAGACUUCCAUUGCCAAUUUUUCAAGACAAGUUUUUGUGAUGAUUUGGUAAUAAAAUACCUAUCUACUUUAAAGAAAGUAUGUUUCGAACCUUAAAGGGUAGACCGCUUAAGAGGGUGUCUACUGUAGUAACCUGUUCUUUACUUGCGACCAUUUAUACCCUCAUUUUCUUUUAUAUCUUUGCCGUGAAAAGGUUAACUGAAUAUAAGGUUUUUUUUUUAUUCUGUGAGUCAAGCUGAUAGUUAAAAUCUUUUAUAAAUAUUUGCCGUAGGCCUAUGAUUGGUAAUGUUGUAAGUCAUAUUGUUUAUUAUAAAGGCUUAGUUUUGACAUUAAUUAAUCGCAACAUAACAGUUUUGUUCUGUUAGUAUCUCCAAGAGAUUUAUUCUUAUUCAAAGUUGGCAAGUUCAACUUUGUUAUCGCUAUAUUCUUAGACCACAUUGUACAGUUGACUCACAGAUUUAGACAGCCUGUUUGUUAUCCAAAAUUUUUGUUGAUACAAGAGACUCCUGAUAUCCACAUUAUAAGUGGCUGAGUGGUUGUGAAUAAUCAAAAUCUUCGAUAAAGCAAGCCUAGCUUAAAAUGCCCAGAAAAAACUCAUUUUGACUUUGAGGUUUAGGUAAUAAAAUAUUUUUAAUUCAGUAUACAUUUAAAACUUUUUUCACACAUGUCUACUUGUUAAGGUAUUAUUGGACUAAUGCCUUUACAUUAACAAUACUACAAAACAAAUUAUUGAAUAGCCUAUUUAUAGGCCUAGUAAUAACAACGAUUAAAACACACACAAGAUGUAACUUAUCAACUGAUCAAUUUGUAAUUGGUGCUACAUCGGUGGUUGGUGAAGUAAGUGGUUGGCAACUUUAUAGUCUGCCUCCUGUGUAUAAUCGGGAGUCUUCUGUAAUAUGUAGGCAAUAAUUGCCUUUGUUUUAAAAUUUUAUACAGGCAAAUAAAUUACAAAAUGUUUUCUAUCAUGUUUACGUUUCUCAGAAUACAAGGUUUAAAAUUAAGAACAAAUUCACAUUUAGGGGUUUAAAGUUUAAACCUCUUUUGAUAUUUGUUAUAUCCGACCGUAAUUUUACUGUUGAUUUUUUUUUAUUAUUUUACUGUUUAAUAUAGUAUUUAUUUGUUGAGAUUGUUAAUAUAAUUAUUUAUUCAUUUAAAAUCAUGACAGAAAGUGCUUUUCACAAUAAAUAUUCAGACUUAUUUAUUAUGAGUAUAACAGAAAAGAGCUUUAGAAUUUAUUUUGACAAAAAGCUAGAAGAAAACUGGUGUAGCAAUGUUAAUGGUAUUUAUUUAUUUAUUCACGGCUGUGUUUUGCAUAGUUUUAAAUAAUAGUUCAUAUUUAUUGAAAGUCUAAAAAAAUAACGUUCCGUUAUGAAUGAACUAUUGUCAUUUUAUUAUUUUUUUAUUCAAAUCAGUAGGGUAUACUCCUUUCACAAAAAUUAGGCGGUUUGCGGGCAAGCGAUUCCAUCCCCUCCACCUCACUUUAACUUUGAAACAACAGCCGAUAGCUGAACAGCUGAUACUCGUAUAAUAGAUUAAGCUCAAAUAAGUGAUGGGGGAACCCAGGAAACCUUCCCCUUAAACCACCUAAAUGUUGUGAACAGACUAUAGUAAAAGUGGCCUUACUGGGAAUUUGAGGAUAUCCCAGCUGUUUUUUUAGAGUAUACUUAUUUACACCAUUUGGUUUAUUUACACAACUUAUUCUUAAGUCAAGAAUUGUUUCUUAUUUUAAGUUCUUAAAACUUUUAAGCCAGCUAUUGUUGUAUUUCAGAUUUUAUUUUGUUCACUUUAAUUCACAGUAAUAACAUUGUUAUUUUUGUAUUUGUUUAUGGAUGCCAUUGGAUCGAGUGUGUAAUCAGAUAGUAUGAUAGUAAGUUAAGCAUGGUGUUGUCUAUUGUGUACUAUUUCAAACAUAAUCAAUUGUAUAUUUUGUGACUUGUAAAUCUUGUGUUAAGAAUAAAAUGUUACAAGUUGUA